AACUCUCUCUCUCUACUCUCUUUGCUCUUUCUCUCUCUAAAUCCUAUGUAUGAAUUCCUUUCUUAGAGUGGCUUCUGCCUCUCUCCGCGUUCCUCUUCUCUCUCUUAAUCACAGAGCUGACCAAAAGUUUUUGAACCACAUUUCACCUGAAAAAAAUCUCAGACUGCUGAAAAUAUUUGCUGGAAGCCUCGAAAAAACUAACUCGCCCAAAGCCAUUCUCCUUCAAAGUUUCUCUCUCAAGAAAACUGGUCUUUCCAGUGCAAAAUUGACCACCAUAAUCAUCUAGAAACCUCUCUCUAGACCAUUGAUCUUCUUCUUACAGAUCUAGAGUGAGAAGAAAGGUAGAGAGAGAAAGUAGUGAGAUGGGGAGGGGUAAGAUAGAGAUAAAGAGGAUCGAGAACACGACGAAUAGGCAGGUGACGUUUUGCAAGAGGAGGAACGGUUUGCUCAAGAAAGCUUAUGAGCUCUCUGUGCUGUGCGAUGCGGAAGUAGCCCUCAUUGUUUUCUCAAGCCGCGGCCGUGUCUACGAGUAUGCGAACAACAACAUAAAAACAACCAUUGAGAGGUACAAGAAGGCUUCUGCUGACAGUUCAAGCGCAACAUCGAUUUCAGAGGCCAAUUCCCAAUACUAUCAGCAAGAAGCAACCAAACUGCGCCAACAGAUACAACUCCUCCAAAAUGCCAAUAGGCACUUCAUGGGCGAUGGCUUGAGUGCUCUGACUAUCAAAGAACUUAAGCAAUUGGAGGGCAGAUUGGAGCGAGGGCUCACCCGAAUCAGAUCAAAGAAGAACGAGUUGUUGUUCGCAGAAAUUGAGUACAUGCAAAACAAGGAAGCUGAACUGCAAAAGGAUAACAUGUACCUUCGGGCUAAGAUAGCCGAGCAAGAUAGGACCCAACAGUCUAACAUGUUGCCGGCACCAGAAUUCGAUGCAAUUCCGACUUUUGACUCUCAAAAUUACUACCAAGUGAAUCUCAUGGAGGGCGCACACCACUACCGUAAUCAAGACCAAACUGCCCUUCAUCUCGGAUAAUAUGGUGGAGGCCAUUUAUCCUUCAAAAAUGGAGUAUUUUAUGUAAUUGUUCCCGGAAUUAAGGGUUUCUUAUAUAUAUACAGCUCAAGUAAUAUUUGAUAAGUUGUACGCAUAAAACCCUAAGUGGAAAUAUCUCAAGUGUCAUCUCAAACUCUAAAAGUCCUUGGACAAUGAUAUAUUUCCACUUGGGCGGAAGAUUUAUAAUGGUUCUUUUGUCUUUGUCGUUA
Molecule: messenger RNA, 1258 nt
Organism: Amborella trichopoda
Lineage: Eukaryota; Viridiplantae; Streptophyta; Magnoliopsida; Amborellales; Amborellaceae
Product: agamous-like MADS-box protein AGL11
Biological process (GO): positive regulation of transcription by RNA polymerase II
Cellular component (GO): nucleus
Molecular function (GO): DNA-binding transcription factor activity; protein dimerization activity; RNA polymerase II transcription regulatory region sequence-specific DNA binding
Source: RefSeq, a predicted model, not a curated record